Messenger RNA from Hyaloscypha bicolor E, 682 nucleotides. RefSeq lists its product as uncharacterized. Lineage: Eukaryota; Fungi; Ascomycota; Leotiomycetes; Helotiales; Hyaloscyphaceae. The record is from RefSeq and is a predicted model, not a curated record. The coding region runs from base 98 to 508 and encodes 136 amino acids. The transcript has a single exon.
CGAGGAAGGAAGGUUGGUUGGGCUGGGAACGGGAAAGUGAGGGAGGGCAGGACAGGAGGGGCAUGCUGUGUUGGGUCGGGGAGGGGAUGUGGAGUGGAUGCACAGCAAUGCGAGCAUAAUCGACAAGGGGCAGUCCGAUUACGACUGCAGCGUCAGUUUUCUACUGCUGAGAAAGCCUUCGGAUGACACACGGCCCAACAGCCGCAGGGUGGCAGAACGUGGGCGAAGUGGAUCGUUACUGUUGCUGGACCCGACACAGGUGCUUUGUAAAGCCCUUUUACUUGCCUCAUUCCACAUCCCUCAUCCCUCAUCCCUCACCCCUCAACCCUCACCCAUGCCGCGCCCCCCUCCUCCGGAGCCAAUAUUGGGAGGAAGGUCAUCUGUCAUACCAGUGAUUCAAAGUUCCCUCUCAUCUCGUUCCGAGCUCAACCGCAGCUCCAAGCCUGCGAAGCGGCUGAGGAGUGAGAGGGUCUCAGAUCCACAAACAGAAGGAAGCAAUAGCCCCUGAAGCGGGAUGAAGAAAAGGGGGUGGUGGUGGGCUUAUCGAUAAGACAUUGGAGGGGUAAAUCCGAGUUGGAGGAACAGCUUGAGCUCUCUGAGUCUGAGCCUGAUGGAAUUAUCAUUCGAUGCUUGUGAUGUCCUUUUAGAGAUGCCUUUGAAAUUGCACUGGAUAUGGGUAUUC